Molecule: messenger RNA, 1851 nt
Organism: Neogale vison (American mink)
Lineage: Eukaryota; Metazoa; Chordata; Mammalia; Carnivora; Mustelidae
Gene: RITA1
Product: RBPJ interacting and tubulin associated 1
Exons: 4
Coding region: 461-1276 (271 amino acids)
Biological process (GO): negative regulation of Notch signaling pathway; Notch signaling pathway; nuclear export
Cellular component (GO): nucleus; cytoplasm
Molecular function (GO): tubulin binding
Source: RefSeq, a predicted model, not a curated record
CGCGCGCGGAUCACACGUCUCCAGGACCUGGCCUGCGGCGUGAGUCGGUCCUUACGGUUCCCGGGGCUGCGGCUGGGGCUGGGGCUGGGGCUGGGGCGAGGGGUGGGAGACGGCUCGAGGUACCUGGGCUCCAGGGCUCCGGGACUUCCGGGGUUUGGGCUGCAGAUAAACUGGGUUCUCGGAGACAUCUGCCGCGGAGUCCAGACCUCGUGAGGAGGGGGCGCUGAGGUUACAGCCGGCAUCCUGGAACGGAGAUGCUCAGCUUUAUUAGGUGCGACUUACAGGUGUGACGUGGGCUUCUGAAGUCUCAGUUUUGUCAUCUGUAGAAUGGACAUAACCAAAGCUGCUUCAAAGGACUGUUAUGAGGAUUAAAUGAAACAAUGCUUGUAAAGCUUUUUGCACAAGGGAGCCCUGGAGGCAGGACCUGGCAGGCAAAGCAUGCCUGCUAUCACGCAGAACCAUGGGCAGCAUGAAGACCCCUGUGGAGCUGGCCGUCAGUGGGAUGCAGACCCUCCAUCUUCAGCAUCGUUGCCGGGGCAGCCACCGGGUCAAGGCUAGGGCGUCAUACGUGGAUGAGUCUUUGUUUGGCAGCCCUGCGUCUACCCGGCCCACACCACCAGACUUUGACCCACCCUGGGUGGAGAAUACUAACAGAACCAGUGGAGUGGGCACAGGGACAUCACGGGCCUCAGGGACCAAUGGGAGCUGUGAGACCUCCUCCAGGGGCAGCACCCCAACCCUCACACCAAGGAAGAAGAACAAAUACAGACUGAUCAGCCACACUCCUUCUUACUGUGAUGAGUCGCUGUUUGGCUCCCGACCCGAGGGCACCACCUGGGAAGGCCCGUGUAUGGCAAAGGGGGGCGCUGCCAAACUCCAUGCCCUCUUCUGGACCCCCCCAGCCACCCCUAGGGGCAGCUACUCGUCCCGCCCCAGGGAGACCCCACUGCGAGCCAUUCACCCAGCUGGUCCGUUGAAGACAGAGCCCACGGUGGCGACAGACUCCCAGAAGCUGUGCAGGGGUGGGUUAGACUCUCCACAGCCUCGGAGGCGGGAACGUUCUCAUUCCCUCACACACCUGAAUGUCCCCAGCACUGGUCGCCCACCCGCCAGUGCCCCCCACGCCAGCGGGGCUCGGGAUCCCAGGCCUUCCCCAUCGGGGGUGACCUUCCAGAGUCCCCUAGUGACGCCCAGGGCUCGCUCGGUUCGUGUUUCAGUGCCAACCGCCCCUCAGCAAGGGGGGGCCUCCCAGAAACCGAAGCCCCCUUGGAAAUAAGUUUCUUGGUCCUCUCAUCAGGACUGCCUGCAGGGUUACUGUGAGGGGCCCAGUUUCAGAGGAGGGCAUACCAGAGUCUCCUAGGUAACCAUGAGGCACUGGUGAUGUGCUCAGGGGUGGGGAGUGGGGGAUGGGGUCAGACAUAGUGAGAGAGGGCAGUGCCUCCCUUUAUGCUGACAACCGCCAGUUUCUUCCUAUCUUUUACCCCACCAUGGGGAUUCACGGCUGCCCCUUGAGAUGUCUGUUCCACUCUUGCUAGAGCUACCGGCCGUAUGAGUGCCAACCUAGGGUGCCCCUGGGAGGGGUCCGCCACUCCCCCAUCACUCCCACAACAUCCUCUUGCUGCCACAGGUGGGUAAGUGGCAUGAUCACCAACCUGGUGGGUCCCUUCUUCCUUCCAGCCAAGCUUCCUGCUCAAGAUGCGUCUCCAGCUGAAUCUGGAGUUUUCCCAGGCACAGUGAAUGGACCUUGGGGAGCAGAGGACCUGGGUGACACGUGGGUGGACAUAUUUUUAUUUUAAUAAUCAUGUAUUUAUUUUCACAUAUUAAAAAUGUAUCAGUAGCUCAUCAAAGACA